Cercopithifilaria johnstoni is the source of this 1488-nucleotide messenger RNA. The record is from the annotation of a GenBank genome assembly. Lineage: Eukaryota; Metazoa; Nematoda; Chromadorea; Rhabditida; Onchocercidae.
AUGGCUUCGACUUCUGCUGGCAAAUCAUUAGUGGAAACGGAUUGUACGCAGCAUAACCCUUUGGUGGAUUUAUCGAGAAGAGUUAUUGAGGGAGGUUUGGAUGAAGACUUCGAAAACAUCUGCAGUCAAUUUUUAACCGAGAGUUCAAAGCAUCGGGACCUGCACGAUGAGUACCUGAUAAAUCUUACAAUGUCUACCGCCGUCCCACAAACAACCAAUUUAUACGAAUUGGUUGGUCAGAUGGAUCCUACACAAAGCCUAGCGGAAACGUGGGCUGAGGAAUACAUAGCAGGACAGCAACAAUCCAAGAAUUUAGUUGAAAAAUGGGCUGACGAAGCAGAACAAGUCAAUUAUUUACCAGAACAAUGGGCUAAGGAGUUUUCCAGUUUAAGCCUUCAUGAGCAGGCAACUGAAGACAAAGGCAGAGCCAAGGAUGAGUCCGAGAUGUGGGCCACUGAAUUUCUCGACGAAUUCGAUCAGAAAUUGCAGGUGAACAAAGAAUUUGCACCAGAAGAGACGGUCUCUCCUUCUGCAGUGGAAACAAAUGCUAAAACAUUUGCAGGAAGGACACCUGUUGAUGAAAUAUAUGUUUUUGAAAGAACUAACCCUUAUCUCAGAGAAACGAAUGCACUUGAAAAGGGACAACAAGCGCUGGAUACUGGCAUGAUAGUUGAUGCUAUUUUAUAUUUUGAAGCUGCUGUACAGCAGAAUCCGGAGAAUUUUGAGAGCUGGUUUCUACUUGGAAAAUGCCUAACUGAAAACGAGAAUGAUAGGCAAGCAAUUGCUGCUUAUAAGCAAGCUUUGAACUUACAACCAGAACAAAAAAAGAUACAACUUCCUCUUGCCACAGUUUACAUAAACGAAUGUAUGGAAUUAGAAGCAUUAGAAGUUUUGAAGCAGUGGAUCACGUCUUAUUUGGAUGGUGAUUCGACUCCGCUGGAAUUCAAAACUGCUCCAGACAGUCUAAUUGAGGACCUUACUAUUCGAACACAACAGGUGGAAGAGCUCAUCCAAAAAAAUCUUUCAAACGCUGAAACAACUGAUGAAGCAACGUUUCACAAUGCGUUAAGUUUGGUGUAUAACAUCAAGGGUGAUUAUAAUCGAGCUGCACAAGAAGUGGAAUUGGCGCUUGUGUACAACCCUAAGGACUACGUACUUUGGAAUCGUUUGGGGGCAACACUGGCUAAUGGUAAACGCGCCGCGGAAGCAGUUGCUGCUUAUCGCAAAGCUCUUGAAAUUUGUCCGAAUUAUACACGUGCUCGUUGUAAUCUAGGCAUCGCUUGCAUUCAACUGCAGAACUACAAAGAAGCAAUCGAACACUUUAUUACGGCUCUUCAACUGCAGCAAUCUUAUAGCUCCAUUUCAUCGUCUACAAUUUGGACGCCUUUACGCGCAGCUGUCGUUCGAAGUUGUUUGCCUUCUGCAUUGGAUUUACUAGCAGCUGUGAAUGAGCAAGAUUUGAAAAAGUGUAUUCACUUUCUGAAUUGA